Messenger RNA from Chelonoidis abingdonii (Abingdon island giant tortoise), 2178 nucleotides. The record is from RefSeq and is a predicted model, not a curated record. NCBI's taxonomy places the organism in Eukaryota, Metazoa, Chordata, Testudines, Testudinidae.
CCAGGGACACAUGCUGCCUUGGGCCUGGCUGGGGCCAAAGAGACACGCUGAAGCCCUGCACCGUGGGGGGGCUGGGGCCUGGACACCCUGCUGGCCUCCCGUGGCUGGAGAAACUACACAGGCCUUUCCCUCAUUGCCGCCCCGCCUAAGCAGCUGCUCUCCCGGGUCAAGCAUCACUCAGUAACCUCCUUUGCCGUAAUAAAUCUGGGCAGAGGCAGCCUCGUCAGACAUGAGGCAGGAGCAGAAAUCCAGGCAGCACCAUUCUAGUGGAAGCCUCGGGACCUGUGGUCAGUGGCAGAAGAUGCUGGUGUCUCCCAUGGCAGAGAGGAAUAAGGAGCUGAUCCUGGAGGUACUAGCUGACUACGUGGAUAAUACAAGCCAAGCCUUUGGGCUGGAGCUGGCCUCUGGGACUGGGCAACAUGUGGUACAUUUUGCCCAAGCCCUGCCUAAUGUCACCUGGCAGCCUUCAGAAGUCAGCCCAUCUGCCCAUGAGAGCAUCUCUGCCUACAUCAGAGCCACCAAGGUGCAGAACGUGAAGACACCGCUGGCCAUUGAUGUUUCUCAGCCCUGGGACCAGUGGGCAGGCUUGAGCGAGGGCUGCUGCAAUGUCAUCGUCAUCAUCAAUCUGCUGCACUUCCUUGCCCAAGGCCUGGAGGGACUAUUCCAGGGCAUGGGCCAGCUGCUGAAGCCUGGGGGAGUGUGCCUGAUCUAUGGGCCCUUUGCCAUCAAUGGGAUCAUCAGCCCUGAAUGCAACAUCGAGCUGGAGGAAAAGCUCCAGGAGAGGAAUCCAGGCUGGGCUGUGGAGGAGCUGCGGCAGCUGGCCACCCCCAACGCGCUGCGCCUCGAGCAUAUGUGCCUGCUGGAAAUGCCAGAAUACACCGACUGCCUGAUUUUUCAGAGAAGGGAGCUGGAGAUGGCAUAGGCCCAGCGGGGCUGCAGGAUGUUUGAGCAUGGCUGCCUGAAGCCAUUGGGAUAGGGACACCCAAGAAUAAAUUGCUUUUAAAUUAAUCUGUCUCUGCCAUGGGCUGAGGGUAGCUGCUCCCUGGGGCCUGCACUGAGGCCAGCAGCCUAGGAGUAGAGAGCAGUGCAUCCAAGCCCCUGCAGACCGAGAGGCCCAGGCUGGGAUCCUCCUCUUCAGGCUGACCCUGUCUGCUCUUAUGCACAUAUGGGGGCAGGAGGAGUGGCCCUGCUGCCCUAUCCAAAGCCAGUGAACCUCGCUCUGCCAAGCCUUUGCUUGGCACCGAAGGCAUCACCACUGGAGCAUGUUACAGCCCUGCUUCACUGCCUGCCAAGUAGCCUUCCACCAAACCCCUCUGCAGUGGCCCUGCUCUUACAGGAACAGCAGCACCAGGCCCAGAGCAACAGCUCUUUAAAUACAUUUUAUUGUCACUGUUUCCAUUCUGGCUACUCCACCACUACAUAUGAGAGAUGAGUUUUCAAAAAGCAGGGAGGGCCAGGCUCCCAAGGAGGGGGUGGAGGACAUGGGCAUAGGGCAUGUGGAAGGGCCUGAGCUCCCAGGAACAUGGAAUGCAAGCACAGGGCCAGGCCUCCAUGGCAGGGCAGGGGAUCAGGGUGGAGGGUGCAAGUUGUGGUGAGGGGCUGAGGCUUCUGCUGGGGCAGAGGAGGAGCCAGCCAUAGUGCACACUGUGCAGAGAGGGAUAGUGGCAGAAGCCGAGCUUUGUGCACAGGGGCAGUUCUGCAUCAGAUCUCAUUGCCCCCUUUGUUCUAGGGUCAGGGCAGCAGCAAGUACUUGGGGCAUGAUUAAGUCUCUCGCCUGCUGCAGAGCAGGGAAGGGAGGCCCUGGCCUGUGGCGUUAUUGCUCACUCUCCUGGAGCUCUUCUCAGGCCUGGCUCCCAGUCACCAUCCUGCCCACAGAGCCCUGGGGGGAAGCCCAGCAGCCAGGCUGCAGCCUCUGCCUUGCAGAAGUCUCUUCCUGAAGGGCCAAGCGCCCAUUCAUUCUCCCUGUUGGGGCGGGGACGGGUUUCACUUCCAGCAACCAUGGUCCGUUUCAGCCAGGCGGGGACAGUGCAGGGAAAAAGCCACAGGGAGCCAGAGCAGCAGGGAGGCCCCUGCCAGGCCAGGAGGAUGCAUGCCAGCUGGUGGAGCCCCAGGGUCCCACCCUCCCCUUGAGUAGGGCCAUUCCACAGGAAGGGGGCAGGGAAGAGACAGAAAUGGCUA